Molecule: messenger RNA, 2393 nt
Organism: Contarinia nasturtii (swede midge)
Lineage: Eukaryota; Metazoa; Arthropoda; Insecta; Diptera; Cecidomyiidae
Product: proton channel OtopLc-like
Exons: 12
Coding region: 73-2325 (750 amino acids)
Biological process (GO): proton transmembrane transport
Cellular component (GO): membrane
Molecular function (GO): proton channel activity
Source: RefSeq, a predicted model, not a curated record
AUCGUGGUUUAUGUUAUUAAGUAGAUUUUGGCUUGUGUAGAGACUGAAUUUGUGUGAUAUUAGUCAUUAAAUAUGAAUUCUUCUGAUGAAAUCCAUUCAAAUCGUGAUAUAGUGUGCCUUCCAAGAUCAUUUUAUCAAAAACAAAACUCGCUUGAAAAUGUUAACAAAAGUUUGUCAAAUGUACGACCAAUUUGCCGGUAUUCUAUAGAUGCUAGUGUAGAUAAUGACGGUACGAUACGCGGAAAUGUUCAAUUUAUGAAACCACCAAUCUAUGAACAAUUCGAAAGAAUUGAACGUGGUUUUGUUAAUACACCAUCGUGUUGGCAUAGAAGAUACUUGAACGAUUAUUAUGAAAAUCUUGGAGAUGAUUUCAUAUCGAGUUCUGGCAAUCUAUUCUCAAAACGAGAAAGACUAUGGCAAAAUCAUUUUGGUCCAAGUGCACUUGAUGUUCGUAUUGAGAAUGGACGAUUGUCGAAUGCAUUUUCAUUGCCGCAACGAUCAUCGGUUGGUAGCUUUGUGAUUCAAUCGGAUGGCAAAUGGGACAAUUCAAAAGAUUCAACCAACAACGAAAAACGGAAAUUAACAAGACAAUAUUUUGUUACCACAUUUUCAAUAUGCUAUGCCAUAUUUCUGGUUGUAUUUGGUGCCAUCAUUUUUAUCGGUGAUGUUGUUAAGAGCCAAUAUCCACUGCCACAGGCUUUUUGCCUAUACAUGCUUUGUAUGGCAUUUGCAUAUUUCCUUUAUCUAUAUAAAGACAUCCGGCGACAUAUUUUUCAUGCAAAAAAUGAACUCAAAGAUCGUUUGGAACGCAAGGAACUUAUUGAAAAUUAUGUCAAACAAAAUAAAGUGCAUGGCAAUAGAUCGACAAAUGUGGAAGCACUCUAUGCUCAAGCUAUUCUUGACUUAAAUUUACCGCCCAUUAAAAGCAUUAUACACAAAUAUUGCUUCUUGCCAAAUCAAAAUGGAGAAUCUUUUUACAUAAAAUUGGGCGCUGCAUGGUUCGCAUUUGGUCUGCUCGUGUAUUCAGCACUUCAAAUUAGUUACGAUGCCUAUUUUAUAUCAUCGAACGGCGACUAUUUGUACGAAUGUGCUUCAUAUACAACGCUUGCACUGAAUAUUCUAUUUCCGCUUUAUUCAUUAUUCUCGUUGUUUUUCAUUGUAAAAUACAUGAAUGUUGUUAUCAAUGUGAAUGAAAAUGUGGCGCGAAUAUUUUUAAUGCAUUCUGUUGGUACAUCGUUGUCGCUGUGGGUGUUCACCAUAAUCAGAGAGACAGCGGAUGCCAUUGCAGAAUCAGAUGCCGAAAAUUAUGCAAUGUUUCGAGUCGCCCGACCAAAUGAAACAUUUGAAUUUGUGUAUAAUGAUUGUGGUAAAUCGAAUGCAUUGAAUGCUGUUCAUCGCCAAUUCGCUCCAUAUUUGUAUCCAUUCGUUAUCGAGUAUUGCAUUUUAAUCGUUGGUAUUUGGUGUAAAAUCUACGCAAAUAUCAAUCAUUGCCCACGGAAAAUAGGCAACACCAACGGCAACGAUAAUGACGUUGACAUACCUUCGUCUCAAAAUGACAAAACGGAACAUUCAUUGUCAACGGUUUACUUGCCGGAACUUAGCCAAGAAUCAGCCGAGCACCAUAAAGACAUUGAAACCAAUUCCCAUGUUCACAUGAAUUGCCAAUCCAGUUAUCAUGGCAUUUUUAUUGGCCUUUUACUGGCUAUCAUGACCAUUGUUUUUAUUAUUCUAAUGUUUGUCGGAUUUCAAAAUCGAUCAUAUCUAAAGACGAGUAUAACGAUCAACAAUAUCUUCGAAUGCACUGUACUAUUAAUUCUGAUUAUUGCCACUAUUUACGCUUAUACGCAAACCGUGAAAUUGGACAUUAAAUUUGAUCCGAAAAUUAAAAUGGACGACAUUUUGCUUGUUAUUGCAAUUCCAGCUUUUUUUAUGGAGUGCAUUUUUUCGCUGUUGCCAGCUUUUCACAGUGGUGCCAUUCUGACGAUAUGCAUUUCAAUCUUUCGCGUCAUUCAAGUUUUAAUUCAAACACCAUUCAUAAUUGAUGGAAAAAGACGGUGUUCGAAUUCAAUAUUUUUGCAAAAUAAGAAAACCGGACGUGGUAUUGUGAUAUUUUUAGCAAUGGCCAACAUGAGUCUUUGGAUAUAUCAUACAUUUUCUGGGAAAACCAUCACUGGUGAUGUACGAUACAGUUAUUAUGGAUAUAGACUUUGGAAUAUUUUGAAUCACAUAUCGCUUCCGUUAAUCAUGUUUUAUCGAUUUAAUGCAUCAGUUAGUUUGGUUGACAUUUGGAAUCAGGCCUACGAAUCUGCACAAAAAACCAAAUGAAUUCGAUGGAAGCCAAUGUAUUCAAAAACUAUUUGAUCGAAUAAAUGUGGAUUUAUUUGGAAUUUUAA